CAAAGAAAAGAUGACUUUUAAAAAGUGACACGUAAAAUACAGCAAGGCGACAAGCUAUUGCCACGUCAAUAGUUUAAGACACGUGUCCCCACGUAAACAUAUUCUCUUCUCUAGAAAGUCCCCCUCGCUUCUUUUUCUUGGUUGGAGCUUGCCUUUGUUCUUGGUUCUGAACUUCGAAACAAUUAAAAGAGAUAACUAACUGUAUAAUUCAAGCAUCAGGGAGCGAAUUUGAAGAUGAUCCAGUCAAGACUAGCUGCAACCGCAACAAGAUCGUAUAGGUCCCUCUCUUUAGCCUACAAUCUAGCUCGAGUUCGAGGAUUUGCUACAGGACCAACUGGUCGCCCUGCUGAUCCUGAGGUUUACGCUGACCGUGAACAUGAAAUUCAACAUGCUGUUCCCCCUGGAAAACCUGAAGAAAUGGCAGGAAAGUACGAGCCUGAAACCGGCAAGCGACAAACAGAAGCAGAAUGCAGACUCAGUAAAGAUACCGAAACAUUGGCACCACCCAAACCGCCACAUGUGCCUACUACAAAGCUGGAAAAUGCUGGAGUUCACAAUCCAGCAGAACCCAUUGUCCAACAAAGGCGAAAGAACUCAACAUUGACACUAGAAGCAGUUAGCUGCGCUGGACUUGAUGGCGCGCCAUGGCCAAAGGAUGAGAGAAGCACCAAAGAACAAGUAGAAGAUGACAAGGAAUAUUUCAGGCGUCGCAAGGCGUCGCCGUUGUCAGAAACUCAGGUGGCGGAUACUAGAAAGCCGAUAACAAGGGCAACCGAUGGCACUGCUUGUGAAGAAAUUUAUAAAGAACCUGGAGACGUGAUUGGGUGGUUGCCAGAGCAACUUGACACGGCUGAGCAGGCACUCGAGAGAGCUCGAAGGAUUUGGAUGGAGAAUGCUAUGCGUGGUGAUCCUGAUACACCACAUGGUCGGGUUUUAAGAGAGCUUCGAGGAGAGUGGUUUUGACCUCUAAAGACGGAGAUUAAUACUUGGUUGUGUUUGAGUAGAAACAAUAGAAGCAUGGUUUUGAAUUGUGCUAGAUUUCAAAUUUAAGUGUUAUAAUUUCAGGAAUUGAAAUUAUAUUUUGUAAUGUAAUACAAAUAAGAAUAUACACUGUAAUAGUAAGUUCAGCGGUCACACUUUCUAGUA
Molecule: messenger RNA, 1146 nt
Organism: Populus nigra (black poplar)
Lineage: Eukaryota; Viridiplantae; Streptophyta; Magnoliopsida; Malpighiales; Salicaceae
Exons: 2
Coding region: 235-963 (242 amino acids)
Source: RefSeq, a predicted model, not a curated record